Messenger RNA from Fusarium redolens, 857 nucleotides. RefSeq lists its product as uncharacterized. Bases 230 to 583 code for a protein of 117 amino acids. The record is from RefSeq and is a predicted model, not a curated record. NCBI's taxonomy places the organism in Eukaryota, Fungi, Ascomycota, Sordariomycetes, Hypocreales, Nectriaceae. The transcript is spliced from 2 exons.
GAUCCAUGGUCGAGACUCAAGAUCAUAGCGUAGUGCAGCUAAAUAUAUGCAUCUCGAGGUAGUUGAUGGAUAUUGAAUAAUAGUCAGCAUUUGCGCUUUCUGUUGCAGAAACGCCUGCUUAAAAUAUAAAACCAUGUCCCAAACCACAAGAGAGUUCUAAAUUGCUUUAUUACACUAAAUAUUUAUUACUUAAUAAAAUUAAAGUUAACUACACCAUAAAGUAUUUAUUAUGUCUUUUAUUAUAGAUUUACUUAAGCUUUUUAUAUGUCCUAUUUCUCAAUCAGAUGAGCCUGAAACUGGUGCAGACCCUCAGCCUUCCUAUUUCAACACCAACACCACGGAGCCUGAUUACAGUGCCCAGACUCCAUCUUAUGAGUCACAGUCGCCUUCCUAUAACGCCCAGCCUUUGUCUGACAAUAUGUCGUCAGGUGGGGAAGGGGCUGUGCAGAACCAUAACAUUGUCAACCAAGCCUGGCAGACAGCAUAUAGCAACGCACAGGAAUAUGUGUCAGAUGGGACUUAUACACAAGAAACAGUAUAUGGCAAUAGUGUUACGACUGGGGGUGCAGCAAGCUACUUAUGAUGUUGAACUAGCCUUGUGCAGCUAACAAUCUGCCUGACAGCCGACCCCGCCUAGCGUGGCUUUAUUAACUGUAUGUAGACUCUAUGUGGAAUUGGGUUAAGCUUGCUGGGUAUAUGGAGGAACUCGAUGCCUGGGGGUAGGAAGUCGGACACAGGGACCACCAAUACUAGCUAGUCGCUCCAAGUCCUCAUAGAAAAUAGAAAGCAGGUACUUAUUAGCAAACCUUUAACUAUUCUAUCCUCUAUUGCUUUAUUAUUAAAGGCAGUACUGUAGC